Aspergillus terreus NIH2624 is the source of this 651-nucleotide messenger RNA. Its product is annotated as mRNA guanylyltransferase. Gene Ontology annotation, biological process: 7-methylguanosine mRNA capping. Lineage: Eukaryota; Fungi; Ascomycota; Eurotiomycetes; Eurotiales; Aspergillaceae. The transcript has 2 exons. Bases 1 to 651 code for a protein of 216 amino acids. The record is from RefSeq and is a predicted model, not a curated record. Gene Ontology annotation, molecular function: ATP binding; mRNA guanylyltransferase activity.
AUGAGCAAUUCGGUCCCCGAUCUCGACGCCGUCGGCAUCAAGGCCGAACCCGAACUGGCCGACCAGUUCCGCCGUGAGGUCGCCGCCCUCCUCGGCCGCAACAACCUCAACUUCCCCGGCGCCCAGCCCGUCAGCUUCUCCAAACGCCACCUCCAGGAGCUCCAACGCGAAGACUACUAUGUCUGCGAGAAGACCGAUGGCAUCCGCUGUCUGCUGUACUUUGCGCGCGGAGACCCCGACUCGGAGAUGCAGGAAAUCCACUACCUCAUCGACCGCAAGAACGACUACCGCUACGUGCCUGGACUGCACUUUCCCCUACCCGACGACGACACCUUCCAGUCGUUCCACGUCGACACGCUGGUGGACGGCGAGCUGGUCAACGACACAUACGAGGACGGCACGCAGCAGCUCAAAUACCUCGUGUUCGACUGCCUGGUGCUGGACGGGCAGAGCCUGAUGCACCGCACGCUGGACAAGCGGCUCGCGUACUUCCAGGAGAAGGUGCUGAAGCCGUACAACGCGCUGUACCAGCGGUUCCCGGAGGAGAAGAAGCACCGGGUGUUCGCGGUCGAGGACAAGUCGACGCAGGCGUCGUCGAACCCUACCCGGACUACGACGCCCUCCCCAUCUGCCACCUCUUCGUCGGCCUGA